GACUCCAAAGGAGGACCCUCAGACUACAAACCCCCUCUCAGAGGAGUCUCCAGACCGAAGAAUCACCACAGAGGGGUCCCUAAGACACGGAUAUUUAGAAAGGACACCCAGACUGUCACCCCCUUGAGGACGUCAGCACCGGUUCCAGGGUCCUAAUGGCAGCCGAGCCACUGACAGAACUGGAGGCGGCCAUCGAGACAGUGGUCACCACCUUCUUCACCUUUGCGGCACAGGAGGGCCGGAAGGGCAGCCUCAGCUUCAACGAGUUUAAGGAGCUGGUUACUCAGCAGUUGCCUCAUCUGCUCAAGGAUGUGGGCAGUCUAGAUGAGAAGAUGAAGAACUUAGAUGUGAAUCAGGACUCUGAACUCAAGUUCAACGAGUACUGGAGGCUGAUUGGGGAGCUGGCUAAGGAAAUCAAGAAGGAGGAGGCCCUGGAGAUCCGGAAGAAGUGAAGCCUGCUGACUGGGAUGGGGAGGGCCCGAGCAGAAGUCCACUCUCCCCAAAUAAAAUGUCCUCCUUGAAACACAAA
Molecule: messenger RNA, 529 nt
Organism: Carlito syrichta (Philippine tarsier)
Lineage: Eukaryota; Metazoa; Chordata; Mammalia; Primates; Tarsiidae
Product: protein S100-A13
Exons: 3
Coding region: 156-452 (98 amino acids)
Biological process (GO): positive regulation of cell population proliferation; positive regulation of canonical NF-kappaB signal transduction
Cellular component (GO): perinuclear region of cytoplasm
Molecular function (GO): RAGE receptor binding
Source: RefSeq, a predicted model, not a curated record